This is a messenger RNA of Verticillium nonalfalfae, 237 nucleotides long. RefSeq lists its product as uncharacterized. The transcript has 4 exons. Gene Ontology annotation, molecular function: protein heterodimerization activity. Gene Ontology annotation, biological process: mitotic cell cycle; kinetochore assembly; chromosome segregation. The coding region runs from base 1 to 237 and encodes 78 amino acids. NCBI's taxonomy places the organism in Eukaryota, Fungi, Ascomycota, Sordariomycetes, Glomerellales, Plectosphaerellaceae. Gene Ontology annotation, cellular component: kinetochore; nucleoplasm. The record is from RefSeq and is a predicted model, not a curated record.
AUGGCUCCCAUCAAGAAAGCGUACCCCCGGGCAACGGCAAAGAAGAUUUUGAAGGCGCACUCCAACUGCAACGCCACCAAGAACCUCGAUGUAUUGGUGUAUCUCAACUAUAUGCGGUUCAUGCAAACAGUGUUGAAGGAGGCAGCAAUCGACUCCAAGGCCUCUGGAGAAAGAACAAUUACGCCGACGAGCGUGCGCAGGGCGACCGUGGAUGCGCUAGCCAAGUUCAAGAGCUGA